AUACUAGGUUUUGUCGAGUUGGGCUAAAAAGGACACACUGUGCUGGUGAAUUAAGACCAUUUACUCAACAGUGAAUUUUGGGCUUGUGAUCCCGUUGAUUCGGCCCAUAAAACGAUCUAGCUUUUCUCAUGAUGGGCCGAAUGGACCCUCGGCCUCGGGGGCCUUUUAGCCCAGCAGAAGGGUAGGGUUCACCGUCAAAACAAAAGCCUAUCAGUCCAAAACCCCGGUGCUAAAAAAAGUUUUUGGGAAGGAAGUCAGUCUUCCCCAAUUCCGGAAUUUUCUUCUAGGAAAUGAAGAGCGAAGCAGCUCCAAAGCAACCACUCUUCUGUCUAAAAUGGCCGUGGGACGCCGCCGAUCAGAAACACCCCAGAAGAAACUCGACCCCCUGCUCCUACGACGGUCCAUGGCUGUUCAAAUCACUCAACACCCUGAGCUCCAUCGCCAUCAAUUCCUUCAACACGAUUUCCAAUUCAUCGACCUCAUGGCCGAAUAGCAGUUUCAAUUCGGUCAAAUUGGGACCGGCGAAGGGGAACGUAAAGGCGCUGACGGCGGAAGAGCAGGGGGAGGCGGAGCAGAGAGCUUUCGCGUCGGCUCUGGCCAGUGGGAAACAGGCGACGGUGCUUGAAUUCUAUUCCCCCAAAUGUAAGCUCUGCAACUCGUUGGUCAAUUUCGUGACGGAGGUGGAGAAGCGGAACUCGGAUUGGGUCAGUGUCGUGAUGGCCGACGCAGAGAACGAGAAAUGGCUGCCUGAGCUGCUGCAUUAUGACAUAAAGUACGUACCUUGUUUUGUGAUGCUGGACAAGAAUGGAAAGGCGGUGGGGAAGACUGGAGUUCCCAGCAGUCGAUUGCAUGUGGUUGCUGCCAUUUCUCAUCUCCUCAAGCUCAGGCGUCCCCACUCUACCACCGCUAUCACUACGCCUUCUGGAACGGGAACACCAACUCAGCCACCAUAACUCUCUCUGACUCCCCUCUGUCAAGUAUAAGAUUCUUACCCAUGUGGUUAUGGUGGCGGGCCUUCUGUUUUGUUGUUGGCUAUAUUCACCACAAUGGCAAACAAAACAAAAGCAAGCAAGAAAGAAGCAGCCCCCCAAAUUUUUUUUUUUUUUUGCCUCUUAUGUAUAUUGAUCAUGUAAGACCCUCUUGUUCUUAUGCAGUUAAUGUAGGAUGUUAUUGAAUUGUGUUCUCAAACAGUAAUGACGAUUUUGACUUGACUUAUUCCAGUCUGCUAUCUGCUUCGAGAGAAACUGGAGCGAGAUUUUCCCUACUGGUUUUGCCUCGCACCAUUCUGUUCUUGUUCUGUUCGGUCUUCCUAUUAGAAUGGGUUGAUGUGCACUGAAGAUGCUUAGGCACAAAACGAUUAUAAAUAUUGAGGUACCAG
Molecule: messenger RNA, 1378 nt
Organism: Linum trigynum
Lineage: Eukaryota; Viridiplantae; Streptophyta; Magnoliopsida; Malpighiales; Linaceae
Source: the annotation of a GenBank genome assembly